Messenger RNA from Paramecium pentaurelia, 1657 nucleotides. NCBI's taxonomy places the organism in Eukaryota, Ciliophora, Oligohymenophorea, Peniculida, Parameciidae. The record is from the annotation of a GenBank genome assembly.
AUGAAAUCUCAAUUCGAAGUGUACCUUAGAUUAAAGCCUUCAAAUAAGUAAGAGUAAUCAUUUAAAGAAGCUAAUCCUAAAAUGCAAUGCAAUACUAAAUUUAUCAAAAUAAGAAAUUACAAGUAUUAUUACCUAAACAUGUCAAAUUUGGGAUGAUAAACCAUACAAGAGAUAAUUUAGAUUUUAAUUUUACUCAUGUUUUUGAUCAAAAAUCAAGUUAAGAACAUGUUUUUACAAAUGUUACAACACCUGUAAUAAAUAGGUAUUCAAUUAUUUAUUCAAAUUUAGUUUUUUGGAUGGCUAUAAUGCCACUAUUUUUGCAUAUGGAUAAACAGGAUCAGGUAAAACUUAUACAAUGAGUGGAGCUGAAACAUGGUAAUUGAGAGGUAUAGUACCUAGAGCACUUUCUUAUAUAUUUGAUGAAAUCGAUAAAAGAAAUAAAUUUGAAUAUAAAAUCUAUAUUUCAUUUAUGGAGAUAUACAAUGAAAAUGCUUAUGAUUUAUUAGAGAAAAAACAUUUAGAAACACCUUUAGAAUAAUGGAAUAAAGUAUAUAUUUAAUAAAUUUUAAAGAUAGCAUUAUUUGAAGAUGAUUAGAACAAUAUUCAUUUAAAAAACUUAUCAAUUCAUUAAUGUAAUAAUGAGUAAGAAGGAAUUGAUUUAUUGAUGAUGGGAAAUUUUAUUAGAUAAGUUAGUUCUACUCCCAUGAAUUAAUCAAGUUCAAGAUCUCAUUGUAUUUUUACAGUAACUCUUGAAGGAUAUGAAACAAGUAGUGAGACUUGUUUUGUUAGCAAAUUACAUUUAGUUGAUUUAGCAGGAUCAGAAAGAAUUAGUAAAUCUUAAGUAGAAGGUAAUUUAUUAAAUGAGGCAAAAUACAUCAAUUUAUCUUUAACCUACUUAGAAUAAGUUAUUAUAGCAUUAAAUGAAAGAAUGAAAGGGGCUAAUAGAUAACAUAUUCCAUAUAGAAAUUCUCUUAUGACUACUUUAUUAAAAGAUUCUUUAGGAGGUAAUUGUAAAACUGUAAUGAUUGCAACAAUAAGUUCUGAGAAUGAUAAUAUUGAAGAAUCAUUAUCCACUUUAAGAUUUAGUUAAAGAGUGGGAUAAUUAGAAAAUGAGGUGAUUAUAAAUAAUUAAUUAAUUAGAUAAGGAGAAAUGAAAAAGUAGAUUUAGAAGCUGUUGUAAAAAGAUUAGAAUAAGAAAAAUUAGUUUUGAUAAGAGAAUUAGAAUAAUAUUAAAGAGGAGGUGUAUCCACUUCAAGUAAUAAAAAAAAUUAAUAACAAUAACAAAAUUUAUUACCAUAAUCAAAUGGAUAACCUAUUAGUUAAAAAGAUGUUUAAGAAAAAGUUGAACUUUAUCUUAAUGAAAGGAUUCCCAUGUUAGAUGUAAAAAGUAUUGAGGAAACAUAAAAGUGUUUUGAAGCUAUGAAAGAUCUUUAUAAUACAAGAAUGAAAGAGUAUGUCACAGAACUUACAUUUAUCUCUGAAAAAUUAUAAAAAUAUGAUGAAAUAUUAACAAGAAAGUAUUAAAAUAAAUUAAUUAUCAAAUAGAAAAGAAUAGAGUUCCUUCCUUGAAUAAAAAGAGAAUAGUUCUCCUGAAGUUGAAGUUUAUAGAAGAAAUGAAUCUCCAUAAAUAACAUUUAAAAAAAGGGCAAAUUAAUGA